GAGCUAGAACACGCAGCGGCAACAACAACGAUAGCGGCAGUGGCAGCGACAACUACGUGCGGCAGGCGCGUUAAGAAAUUAUUCAAAAUUAUUAUCGAAGUGAAACAACAGAUGCCAAGUUGUGCAAAGCAGAGUGCUAAGUGCCAAUAAAUAAUUGACAAAAUUAAGUGCGUUCGUUAAAAUAAUUAUAAAAACUCAAAACAAAAAUUAAGUUUCUGUUUUGAAAACAUUUCUAAGCACGCCAGUGGAAAAGUGUGUGAUAUUUAAUUAUUGUGACGACAGCCAAACACAACUCUCCAUUGAUUUUGCCAACAAAAUCCCAUCCCAUUUGUUGUUUAGCGCAAGACGGCGCCAUGGAGUUUCAAAAGUAUUUGAGUUUAUGGGCGCUUGCAUUGGUCACAGUCCUGGCCUUUUAUGGGAGCUACGUUGAGGCUUGUAUGUGCAUGCCCGCACAUCCGCAGACACAUUACUGCAAUGCCGAUUAUGUUGUGCAGGUGCGCGUUCUGCGCAAGUCAGAAAAAAUGGACCCGGGCAAAACUAUUUACAAAGUGAAUAUUAAGCGCACCUAUAAGGCCACACCAGAGGCUCGCAAAAUGCUGCGCGACGGCCGCCUGGCCACACCCAACAUGGACUCGUCCUGUGGCGUCAAGCUGCAACUCGGCAAAGUUUAUAUCAUAGCUGGUCGCAUGCCGCAAUUGAAUUUGUGCAGCUACUUCAAGGAAUACGCCAAGAUGACUAUCACUGAACGUCACGGCUUUAAUGGCGGCUACAAGAAGACCUGCAGUUGCAACGUGUGGCCCUGCUUUGGGAAAAGUUGUUUGGAUGAACGCGAGGCAGACGAUGGUUGCAAGUGGUCGCCUCACGGCAACUGCGAACGUGACUUUAGCGCCUGCAUGCCUCACAUUCGUCAAACGCCCAGUGGCAACAUCACCCGCUGUCGUUGGCGACGCACGCGCCUUUACAAACAGUGCUUGAAUUAUCCUUAGGGCGAGCAGCCGACUUGCCCUUUGUUACGCUAACGCUUUUUUCUUAAACCUUCAAUUUUUGUGUAGAGCUUUAAUUCAUACGUUAUGCUUAAAAUGUUAUUUAUAUGCUGACUCGAAUUUCUUGCUAGUUUUGAGUUGCGACUUAAUUAGUGUCUAGCUUUUAGUGUCUAAUACACUUACCAAAUCGCGUGGAUUCGGGAAGAAUGUUUGUUCAAUUAGCGGAAAGCCAUCUCGUCCCAGCCGACGCUGCAGCUGCAGCAAAUGCGAAAAGACCCAGGGCUUAUCCUGUCAUUAAGAAAGAAAGGAGAUGUCCGAGUCAUUAGCAACAAUCAAAUACGAAUAGUGCUGGUGGCCAUAUAGCUUACCUGAAAUUGAUAUAUGGAGUGCAGCGAGUUAAUGCUGGGCACACCGCCAUAUUUGAGUCCCAGUAUGGUCGAACGAUAGUCGCUGGAGCCAUCACGCGGUGGUUGGCGUAUUAAAACAAAAUCCGGGCGGAAGGAACGCGCAACCUGUUUUGGUGUGAUAUUCCAAAAAGUAAAAUUAGAAUAAACACAGAACACAGUUUUUUUGUAUGUUUUAGUGGACACCUAACAAUAUAAGUUGAUUAUAAAAUAAAAAGUUUCCUAAAAGCUGCUCAAAAUCUUAAA
Messenger RNA from Scaptodrosophila lebanonensis, 1633 nucleotides. RefSeq names its product tissue inhibitor of metalloproteinase (gene Timp). NCBI's taxonomy places the organism in Eukaryota, Metazoa, Arthropoda, Insecta, Diptera, Drosophilidae. The coding region runs from base 354 to 986 and encodes 210 amino acids. The transcript is spliced from 5 exons. Gene Ontology annotation, molecular function: protease binding; metalloendopeptidase inhibitor activity. Gene Ontology annotation, biological process: negative regulation of membrane protein ectodomain proteolysis; negative regulation of endopeptidase activity. The record is from RefSeq and is a predicted model, not a curated record. Gene Ontology annotation, cellular component: extracellular matrix.